This is a messenger RNA of Pecten maximus, 6005 nucleotides long. RefSeq lists its product as uncharacterized. Gene Ontology annotation, cellular component: cytoplasm. Gene Ontology annotation, biological process: cell differentiation; positive regulation of protein phosphorylation; positive regulation of gene expression. The transcript has 4 exons. NCBI's taxonomy places the organism in Eukaryota, Metazoa, Mollusca, Bivalvia, Pectinida, Pectinidae. The record is from RefSeq and is a predicted model, not a curated record. The coding region runs from base 632 to 1516 and encodes 294 amino acids. Gene Ontology annotation, molecular function: fibroblast growth factor receptor binding; growth factor activity.
AUUUCCCUCAUGGAUAGAGGAAAGAGAAAAAACCUUCCUUAAGUUUGUGAAGAGGAAAGAGGACCCAUUCUACAUCCAAUGGACAAAGUGAGAAAGUUCGAAACAUUCCCCAACUGUAUGAACACAAUGACCAAAUCUUCACAGCUCAAAAGAUGUUAAUCACACACACCUUCAACCACCUUCGUUAGACACAGGUACCUUCCAUGCUAUAUCAGCAUGACAUACAUUCGUUGGAUUUUACUUUACAAAUGAUGAGUCGGCCACUGAACCAGAGAAUACCGUUGGGAUUAUUUCAUAGGCUAUCGUGCUACAGUUCAUGACCGGAUACCAUGUGACCAAAUUAUUAUAAUUCAUUGGGAUUUACAUAUAUCUAUAUAUAUAUAUAUAUACAAAGUGGUGAAAUAUUUGUGAUUUUUUAUGAUUUUGUGGAGAAAUCCAGUCUUGUGGUAGACGUCAAGAAGAUAUUACAUAAUUAAUUCGUCGUAUUGAAGAAAGGAUUUCGUGAAUUUCAAAUGAUCUUCAUUAAGUGGAUGUGCAUGUAUUACUAUAGAUUUUACAACACGUGUUCACCAUCCAGUCAGUUAAAUGCACGUGCGUGUGCAAGGCGGUAUCACCUGGUGUGUAUUGAGCAAUGACCUCGCAUGUUACACAAUCUAUCCCCGGAGUAGACCACUUCACGACUUUGGCUUUCGUACUCUUGUGCCUGCUUACCCAUUUCCCCACCGGAACGAGUAUGUCGUAUAUGAACGGACACCCGGACGCACGUGAAGCCCUAAAGAAUGAGCGUUUUGAUUGGGAGCCUCGUGUAAACGAGGGGUCAGUUUUCAUCGCUAUUAAUGACGUCAUGCUGUUACAGAUAAAUUCUGACGGGACCAUCAACGGUACGAAGUGUCGGUCGUCCAGAUAUGCAAUGUUGGAGACUAGACCACAUUAUAUCGAUAAUAAAAUGGUCAUAGUUAUUAAAGGCAUUGAGACUCAGAUGUUUCUAUGCAUGAGUGGACUGGGGAAACUUUAUGCGUCACCAGAGAAUUCAUUUACAGAGAUGGAAUGCAGUUUCAAAUUUAACCAGCAGUGGAUUCAGAGCAAUGACUCUAGCUUUAACAAAACAGUGUUCCGUCUUUCACGAUUACGACACCAUAAGAAGCCAUUUUAUGUAGGACUUAACUGUGAUGGUCAACCCAUAGUAGCUAAAGACUGUAAGCAGCGAAGGCAAUUGAGGAAAUUCCUGUUAUUUAAUAUGGGCGACUUUAAACCGGAGGAAAAUUCGGGUAGCUGUGAAGGUAAACCAGUGCCAAAGUGCAAACCGAAACGGACGUAUUUAAAAUUCUGCAGGAAAGUGGUACGGAAUUUCUUUACGACAUCCGUGAGAGAACUGAAACAAUUUCGUAAGAGAAACUGUUUUAAACGUCUUGGACGAGAAAAAGACCGCUCUAGAAAAAUAGCUGAAAGGUGUAAUCUGGGGUCAAGGCGGAACAGAAGACGAACGCGGAGACGGCACCGGCGCCAUCCAACAUGAAACCUACUCUAAGGAUUCCUUGGACCCAGCCUACUGGUCAGUUCUCACGUGGACUGACCGAUGAUAAAAGGUGCUACUUCGGGCGGCGUUAGGAACGCCGAACACAAACCUUCUCGAUUAAUGUGAUCGUUCGUGUAAUGGCGUCACAUCCCGACGAAAUGUCGUUCAUUCGAGAGUUAGAAGCAAGCGGAGGAAACACACGUUAUUUUCGUGCAGACGUAAUUGAAUAUGUUCAACAAUGACAAACUAUUAUGGCGACACUUAAUCCUGUCCAUUAUUGUGCUCAUAUACGAUUUUGCGUCAUAAACAAUAAGCAGUGACGUCAUCAUUUUAAUGUCGCAAUCUGUCUCGUUCUCUCCCCCAGAACUUGUGGUGAUCAGACAGUGUUUAUUUAUAGUUAUUUAUUUGUAAUUUAUUCGAUUUUAUCAGGUAUGAACCGAACACAACAUUAAGUACGAAAUGUUCAUCCAUACAUUUCCAACACAAAUGUUGUAAUCUGUGAUUAAAAAUUCUUAUCCAAAAACACUCGCUUUACUGAAGAAUCGAUGAGGAAUGUUGGUCAUGAAAAACGUCACUUCCGGUGCCAUAAGUGUUCAAAACAUUUCAAUUUUGAUGAACAUGAUGAGAUUUAAAUUAUAUUUUUUGUCAUUCCUACAAUGUCAAAAAGAAAACACGCGAUUUGGCAUUCAUUUUUCAAACUAAACUAAAACACAAUCUGAAAACAAAUUCUGAAUAGUUUUGGCAUUGGACAUCGCUAUGACAUAGAUCAACGCUCUCUCAUUGGCCGUUUAUUAAAGAUAUUCCAGUUAAAGAAGCACCUGUGAUGAUGCAUGCCAUGAGUGACGUCAUAGUCCACGUCAUGACGUAUUAUGGCGUUUCCGAGCUACAUAAUUUGUAUGAUACUCAUAUUUUGAACGGAAGACAAUAAUAUUUUUUUCAUAAAUGUUCACUCGCUGGCUUUGUCAAACAUUGUUAUGAUUGUAGUGUUGUCCAAUUUGAUCAUCGCAUUUGUUUUCAUCACCUAAAUCAUUUCCUCAUACUUUUGAUUCCGUUUUUUCUCAGACGAAUGCCCAUUUCAUUGCCAACUUGUUAUUAAUGUAUAUAAAAUUGAACAGUUAUGAUCUGACGAAUCUGUAAUUGUUUCUUGAACAUGUGUUCGAUGAUUAUUGAACAUUUAAUAUUUCCAGUUUGAAAUAUUAUAUUCAAAUGCAGAUUAGUGGUAUGUGAAGCUAAUGGUCCCUUUUAGUUACCUACAGACUACAGUGGACAUUAAUGAUUUCGUCUGCUUUAAAUCACACGAUUCUUUGUCUCUAUUGGUGCUAUGUUGAUAUUUUCUGUUUAUUUUCCUUUCAAAUUCGAUAACGAGGUACUUUUCAAGUAUUUCUGAAAAAUGUGUAUACCUUUUUUUUGACAAUAGUCGAACAUCAGUCUGUUUACACUGGUAAAGAUAUAUUUUUUGCUAUAAGCAUAUACUACUGAAACGAGUCUGGCCUUAUGUCAGCAAAUUACACGUUGAUUCUGAUAUCGACUUCCGGUUCCGGUACAGAUGAAAUAAUAUACGUCCUAUCCUGUUGUGGAAAGUUCCGUCUAGAAAGCAUAAUCUUUUCUUGUUCGUUAUAAUUUAACAAACUUUUUGUCCUGAUCUAACCAAUAUCUGUAGACUUUGAAACAUAAUUUUGUUUCUUAAAAAUUCGUCGUUUUGGUCCCCAAUAUACAAUAGGUGUGAACGUUAUAUAAGAAUUCGUAAUAAUUUUAUUUUUUAAAGUGUAGCUUGAUAAAUGUUUAAUCUACAACGCUGAAACUAAUCGUCAGUUUCGGAAGAAUUGUCUCAGUUGUUGUCACUUCCUGUCAUGCGCGUUAACCGUUUUUUUUUUAAAUUCAAUGGUAUCCUAUGUUCUAUACUUGUUAACUGAAUAUCCCUACAUUUUUUUCUGUUGAUACUUUCUCUGACUUUGUCAAGUAUUGUGGACCAAUUAAAGUUAUGUAAAUUUCAAAAUGGCGGUCAGAUUUGACAUUUGUUUGUAUUACCGAAUAGUUUCUCUGACUGAAUGGAGGCUUGUUCAAAUAGCUACAAAAUGUAUGUUGAUUAUGACACUUAAGGUGUGCCCUCUAAAAUAUCGAAUAUCAUAAUUCGCAGACUGACGAAUACUUGUCAAAACAAAAGAUAUGACGUCAGAAUAUUAUGACGUCAGAAGGCUGGGAUAUUCUAAUGACGUUGAUACCUUUUUGGCAUGGUUAAAUAUUGAACUGAUUUUUCUGUUACGUUUUUAAUUUAAGAUCAACUUUAUUACAAUUUUACGGUCUGGUAUUAAAAUUUCUUUGGUAUUUUGGGAAAUGCCCCUUAUUUUAUGAUGUCAUGAUCAGCUCCAAAGGUGCAAUAUAACACAUCCGUACAUUGUACAGAUGUCCCAUACAAAAUGCAAUUAUUCUGUGAGAGAAAUGAAGGUUUUGUAUCAUAUCUUGAAGAUGGAUUGAGAUUUUGGUAGUUUGGCGAGAAACGUGUCUAUUUUGUCCAUACACUUAUUGUACAAACUGUAAAUUUUUAUAUCUCUGUACAUUGUAAAUUAGCUCUGGUGCCAAACAAAACUAGGUCAGUGUGACCUACUUUAUUAGCGUUGUAAUGAAAUGUAAAAUGAAGGAUACGUUGUACACAAUAGGUCGCAGUGACCUAUUUUAUGGACGUAAUGGCGUCUGUCUUUUUAGGUGUGUAGACCUAACAAAGAUCCUUUAAAUAAAUCAAAAAAUAUCCUAUUCAAUUUAGUUUCUUUUGUCUUUUAUGAAAUUUGCGAUUCGUGAAAUGUCCGUAUGAUGAUAGUCCGAGUUUCCUCUAGACCAAACACCAAACGUUAGACAUUUUGAUGGACGCUGUCUGGUACAUGAGCGUCAAAAUCUCUAAUGUUUAGUGGACAAGAGGAAACUCGGACUCGGGCUAGUUUGAUUCGAAGACUUAAAACGUCAAGUAUACGUAAACAAUAUUAAAUGGAUAAAAGGGGGAAAAUAUAUAGUUAUCUUGCAUUAUACGAUCAAUUCUCGAAAAUCAUAUUUUCAAAAUUUAGAUAUCGAACUUUCUUUGACACUUAACACAAAAAUAGUUCAAUUCGAAAAUGCAUGGACCUGGAAAACCCGAUAUAUCAGUGAAACAUCCUAAAUCGGGAUCAUAUUUGAAUAUAUAGCGUUGUACGGACAAAACUGACAAAAGACGCCAAGAUUGAAAAAUGUCAUUGUUUGAAAGGAGAAAGAAAUGAGAUGUGAGAUGAGAAUAUUUGGUGAGAGUUUUAUAGCGGGGAGAGUUGGAACGUUGUUUGAAGAAAAGAUCUGUUAGCAACAACACUUGCGCCAGUUAUUUUGUGUAAUUUUUUGGUGAUCAAUCAAAAUUUGUUUAUAACAUUUUCACCGAUAGAUAUUGUUUAAUUUGCAAUAUUACAAUUAUCAUGACAUUUGAAUAUGGUGAUAUUUGAGUAAGAUAUGUAUAAUUCUGAAUUAUUCAAACGUUCCAUGUUCAUACUUAUGCUUAAUGGAGGUUCAAAUGAGGAUUUGCACCUUCUAGCACUUGAAUUUUGUUAUUUUUAUCAAGAGAACGCAAUUUUCGAUCGGACGGAUUUACUUCAAUAAAUGUUCAUGCAAUAAAUUUAUUCUAUAUAUAUUGACUUCUUCGAAAAACAACUUUCCUCUUUUGGCAUACGCUAGUUAAACAUUGGUCAAUAUAUGACUAUAUAUGUAUAUAAUGUCUUUGACUUAAAAUUGGAUAUUUUCAAUUAUUUGGACUGUAUUUUACAAAAUAUCCAAAUCUUAAUUAUUUCAUUUUGCAUGCAUUUCUUAAUAAUUCGGAACUCAUCUUUUAAAAAAGAAAUCAUAAUAAGUAAAGAACGAAAAUAAAUACGCUAAACCUCUAAUUUAGACUUAUCUAGUGCCUGGUACAGUUGAAAGUACAAUCGCCAUCCUCUCUUCCUUGACGAUGUUGUACAUUUGUAUAUGUCGGCUACGGUACGGCGAUUCUAUUUGAAGCAUAAUAGCUUGAACCAUCUGUAAUCUGUAAUUUAAACAUUUGUCUUUAUUACUAUGGUGAUUAGUUAAAUGAUGUAAUUGUCAUGAAGUUAAAUUGUUAUAUUUCAUAAUAUCAUGUUACAUAAUCAAGGUUAUGCGAUGUAUCUUUCCUCAGCUAAAAGGUCUUUCAACAUUUAAUGCUAAAUUGGUUAUACAUAGACAGUAUUAGAGCUACCCGCCAUAUUUCUAGUAAAAGCGGACAGAAUUUUGACCGCUGGUCAGUUUAAUGAAUGACGCUGUUGUGUCAUUUCCUGUUGUUUUAAUUAUAUAUUAGCCAAUGCUAUUAAACGAUUAAUGGACUACUGUUUUUCUUCAAAUAUUUGAAGCUUUAUUGAUUCAAAUUGAGAAGACAAUGUGUUAUGCCGAGUGUCGUAAGCACUUCUUAUUCGUUUGUCCAUAUACAAACUGACAGUGACAGAACAAUUAAAAUGAUAAAAUAUUUUAA